AGUUAGUGAGCCACCGGUCCACCUCCAUUUUUCCACCCUGUGUUCGCACCAGUGAAGGCGAACAGUUGUUUCUGAAUGUAACUAACGUGUAAAUUUGUUUAAAAAAUUCCCCCAAAAAAUCAUUAAAAAAACACUAACCAUGGAGCGUACACGAACCUACGAAAGAUCAUCGAACGAAGAUGCGCGGAGAAAAGUGCCACAGGAGACGGAAUUUGGCCCGAAAAAAACUAUACUAGUGUUGGCUAUUGUUGCUGGUUGUUUUGCUGUGUUGUGGCCCAAAAUUUUUUAUCCCAUGUUGACGGGACCUGCGAAUACUGCACACACGUCACCCGACGAAACUGUCUGCUGCGAUUUGAUAUUCGAGAGUGACGUAAAUACCGUGGAUAUCCUCCAAGAGAUGUGUCAAAACAUACUGAAACACCAUCAAAUAGAUCCACGUGUGCGUGAUGCACUGAAAACAAACAAAUUGACACCCCAAAGUGCAAGUUUUUGCCGCGACGAAGUCCUGGCAAGAUGUGGCAUUGAUUUGUCAUCAUUCUUGGCGGAAAAGGAGAGACUCGGAAAAACGUACAAGCAAGUUAUAGAGGAGAUAAGGUCAUUCAACGGUUCACUGUGUCUCAGGAACAAUUUUGGUGUACCAUUGGCACAAUUGGGAACACCGCAUCUCAUAAGAUAUCAUAUAUUAAUGCCACACACUCCCCUGAGACAAGAAAGACGACUGCCACCUCAUGCUGGGGGUCUACAUCCAGCAAUGAGAGAGCGUGGCAGAGCGAUACCCACAUCACACAUAGUGCCGCGAGUUGAUGGGCGACCAGAGAACGUUGUCGUUCAGAAAAUGAGACCGCCAAUGGGUGGACCUGGGCGAGUUGUGCCACCGCCAAGUGGUGGUGGCGGUGGCACUAUGGGAAUCAUCCUGCCGCUUUAUACCAUUGGCAUUCUUCUCUUCUUCCUUUACACUAUUGCUAAGAUCCUGAGAAAAAAUUCAAACAAUGAAAUUUACCAGGAUUAUCAAAACCCCGAGGCGGAAAGGGAGUUCAGGGACCGCGUCUUCAACCCUGACAUCCUCACCACUGCAAUAACGGGUACUAAUUAUUAUCGGAAAGAGAGAUCGCCUUCACCCAAGGAGCCACUUCCAACGAUUCAAGAGCUUCAAGCACAAGCAGCAGGAGACAUUGAGGUAAAUCAGCUGAUACAACGAUUGGCAGACACCGAGGCAGCGAUGGAACGAAUUGUCGUACAAAUGGGCAAUUUGUCACGAACAAUCGUACAUAAUCCCCAGUGCACAGAUACACAGGGAGAAUGUGUGGAUAAACAGUGUUAUCAGAGUCCCAAUGAAAGUGGAGAAGUCGAUGCAGACUCAGGGUCUGCGAUGAAGGUCAUGGGAAUGGAGAUGACAGCUACCUCUGAGACUGGCCAGAAAAUAAGCCGACCCACCACCCCCAUUUUUCCUGAUGGACGCGGGCCGGAAGAACGUGAGAAGACGCCGCCAAAGCCAAUUUAUCUCGAGGGUAUCCUUCCACCCCAAUGUGAAAUACUGGUAUCAGACUCGGAAACCCAGGAGGAGAGCUCCGAGGAGAAUUCCGAUGCUGCCAUUGUAUUGUCAAGCAAAGUGACACUGUCACUCAUCAGUCACGAUCAGAAUUCAUCUGACUCGACAGGGGCGAUUGAACAUUUGGAUGAAAAUGGAGAAGUUAUACCGAGCGACUUAGGGGUGAAAGCGCGGGAGAAUGGAGAGACUGCUGCAGCGUUGAUCGAUGAAAAGGAAAUUAGUGUUUUCAGCGAUGAGAAAGAUGAGGUGGAAAUUGUUAUGAAAGAUGAGGAACAUCAUAAUGAGAAAACGUCUGACAUUGUAACGAGGGAUGGAGAGGUGGAGAAAGGGUAUGAGGAGGAGGAGGAGGAGGAGGAGGAAGGUACAGAAGAAAUUGAACAGAUGAAAGAAGUGAAUGUACUAGAGUCGAUAGAUCAAACACAGAUAGUCAAGCAAUUGGAUGAGGAGGAAGAAGGAAGCGACGAGGAAGAGGAAGAGGAGGAGGAAGGGCAAAAGGUGGGAGAAGUAGUAGAGCAUACAAAUGUGAAAGUAACAGAAAGAGAGGAGGAAGAAGAUGAAGAGGAGGAGGAGGAGGAAGAAGAAGAAGAAGAAGAAGAAGAAGAAGAAGAACAUAUAGAGAAGGCAGUUGAACAGAAACAUGUAAAGGUAGAGCAGCGACAGGAAACAGAAGAAGAGGAAGAGGAAGAAGAAGAAGAGGAGGAGGAGGAGGAGGAGGAGGAGGAGGAAGAGGAGGAAGAGGAGGAUAAAAAAGAAAUUGAAGUCCAAAAAGUCCAACCCAGAAAAUUUGCCAUUAACGAUAAAUUAAAAGAUGUAAAGAAAACAGUGGAAAGUAAUGAAAAUGAAGAAAGUGAAGAGGAAGAAGACGAUGAAGAUGAGGAUGGUGAUGUUGAAGAUAAUAGCGAGGAAGAUGCGCUAAAGCGUAAACGAUAAAUCGUCAAUUGUGAAUUGGUUUCGUCAACCACAUUUUUCCACUGAUCUUGUGUAAUUGUAAAAGUUGAAAGAAGCAUUCUCAUUUUAUUUCCACUAAUCUCUGGAGAAAUUCCUUACUAAAUUCACGUUUUAUGAAACAGAGACUAUUGCAAAAACUAAUCUGAAUAUUAUUAAAUUUUAAAAUUUUAAAAUUUUUUAGUCGUAAAUUUUCCAAAAACGACGACAUGCUUGACAGAACGCAGUGAUGACGAAGUGUUGGUUCUUUUUCAUUUUACAAAACUGUUGAGAAUAAUAAAUUCUGGAAUAAUGUAGAUUUAAUAUAUAAGAGAAGAAUGUUCACGUUUCCUCUAUUGAAUAUAACAGAAGUCUAGAAUGCAGUGAUGAACGCCACCUUUAUACAUCAAAUAAAUCGAAAAUAUUCAAUUGUAAACAGCUAGUUGUUAGAUAUCGGAGUCAAGUUUAUUGUUAUACCGUUCAGAUCCCAUCGGAGUCCCGUGUUGAGUAUCUUCCAUUAUUGUUAUCAACAAGUGAAUGCUCGUCAAUGUUUUUUGAUUGAUCAAAUAAAGAAUAAAGGAUGAA
This is a messenger RNA of Diachasma alloeum, 3058 nucleotides long. It is a transcript of the gene RIC-3, whose product is annotated as resistance to inhibitors of cholinesterase protein 3. The record is from RefSeq and is a predicted model, not a curated record. Bases 140 to 2479 code for a protein of 779 amino acids. The transcript is spliced from 8 exons. Lineage: Eukaryota; Metazoa; Arthropoda; Insecta; Hymenoptera; Braconidae. Gene Ontology annotation, biological process: synaptic transmission, cholinergic; protein localization to cell surface. Gene Ontology annotation, cellular component: neuronal cell body; intracellular membrane-bounded organelle; neuron projection.